AUGUUGGUUUUUUUUUCAAUUGUAAAUAUAUAAGGAAGAAGAAGAAAUAAAAUAAAAAAUAAAAUAAGGUAAUGUAAUCUCUAAUUAAUCUGUGGUCUAGACUGUCAGGAAUCAACUAAGUUUGUGCAAUGAGUCACAAAAAUUGUAAUAACGCAAGGUGUUCACAAUGAUGUCAUUUUAUACAAGGUCAGUUUGACGACGCUAACUUGACUUUGUAUACAUUUUGUUUAUUAUGAUAUUUAUGGGUGUAAUGCAGAGAAAUGUGGGUGUGUCGAAGUUUGUUUAAUUCUGAUUAUAUGUGACAAAUGUGUAUAGGUAAUAAAUAUAAAAUCUAAAUUAAUAAAUGAAAAGUUUUAUAACAAAACAAAAGGUACUAAUUUUGAAGUAAUGUUACUUUUUGCUAAGUAAAGUCGUACAUAAUCAAUAAAGUCAAUUUUGGGGAUCCAAAUCUUUCAGGUCCAAGACAAAGGAAUGUGGAGAACUUGACCUCUAAAUAUCAUAUCAUAUACUCUCCAUUCUUUGGUCGUGUCGUAAAUGUGAAAUAAAUAAAUUACAUUCAAUAAAUAUCUAUUAUUUCAGUUAAGAUAACGUUUUCGUAAAUAGAACAAAACGAACGAUAAGUGUCGCCUACUUUUGUAAGGUAAACAAGUGAAAUGGACAAUAAUCGAAAGAGGUAUCUGUAUCACUGAUAAAUAUUAUCUGACGUGACCGUUGAUAACAAUACCCACACUCCAUCAUAAUGUUCGCGGCUCUCGGCGGAUCGCGACAUCGAGGACAUGCGGUUUCAUCACGUGGUUAUCGCCUUUAUGGCGUAUAGUUUUAAGGCCGAAGGUUCCUUGAUAUGUGAAAGUGACUUUUGUGUAUGCCAUCACAAUAACAAAAGUGAUCGCGAAGUUUUCGGCGAAAUCGUCGAAUGUUCCUACGACCCCAUACUUUUGAAGAGGAACUUGAGUUUACCGGAAACGGCGUAUACCCUGAAUUUGUCUAGGAACAGCUUAGUUGAUGUUGAAUUUUCGCUUGCACUAAAAUCUGAUACCUUGACAGAACUGUUUUUAAAUAGUAAUAAAAUAAAAAACAUUUCUCCAAAUGCUUUCCGUUUGCCCAAUUUAAAGAGGCUCGAUUUAAGCGACAACCAACUGGAGGUCAUCCGCGAGGGUACGUUCGAUCGGAUUCAGAAGUUGGAGUAUUUGAACUUGGCAAAUAAUAGAUUCAAUACUUUCGAGAAAAUAACUUUCCAUCACUUGUCAUAUUUGGUCGAAAUAGUUUUGGACAACAACGAUUUAGGUCCGAGCUUGGAAAACAAUAACCUAUUCGAUCGCAGUGGAUACGGAUUGACUCAUAAAAUCCAAUCUUUAUCUAUAAGCGGUAUCAACUUGGACACUGUUCAUGAAAAUUUCUUUGUUGACGCAUUCGACUUGAGACGACUCACCAUUUCUAAUAAUAGCUUAAUUAGCACGUUCGUGUUUCCGUUCACUUUGGAAUAUUUGGACCUGUCGGAUAAUCUCAUUACCGAGAUAUCGGAAGAAGACUUCACUGAAUUAUUAGCUUUAAAGGAGCUAAAAUUAAAUAACUUGUUGAUUAAGGAUGUGCCUGGAUUUGCGUUUGCAUCGCUGCAUUCUCUUGCACAUUUGGAAUUGGAAAGAAACCAAUUUUUGGUUAACUUUAGCGCAACUGCUUUUGGUCAAGAAGUACUAGAUGAUCCUGUUGAUUUUAUGCUGGAGACUCUGUCCCUCAAAGGGUCGAGGCUUACUUCUUUGGACAAGCGAUUGGAGGUUCCAUUUGGACAGCUCAUACGAUUGGAUCUCCAAGGAAACUUCUGGAAUUGCGACUGCAACCUGAAGUGGAUACAGAAACUGCAAAUACAUCCUGACCUUUAUGACCAUAUCAGAUGUUAUACCCCAAAACCACUCUACAACAGUCGGGUAUUCGAGCUCGACGAGAAGUACUUCACUUGCACGAAGGUACACCGCAGUCAUCGCGUCAUGGUGACGAUAUCCAUAAUUUCCUUCUGCCUUCUGCUCUCUUCUCUGGCUGUAUGGGUGUACAUGUUCCUGCCCAGAAACCAUACGAGAUGCGACUUCGCUAACGUAUAUUCUGGCGCCAGUUACACUGUACUACCAGUCCAUGUUAGUACUGUGAGAGAUCCGUUAUGAAAUUGUAUAAGUAAUAAAUAAGUUCUGUUAAGUUUUCCUUAUUGAGUCAUUUAGAAAUGUAAUUAUAUUGUUUUUAAAAGAGUAAGUAGGUUUUUACGAUAAUCUGCAAAUCAUACCUUAAUAACUUAAAUCGAAAUUAGGACAUAAUGGUUUUUAUUCAAAAAAACGAGCUCCAGACCAACGUGAAAGUGGGUUAAAAAUCGUGUUUUCCACUGUUUGUGUUUUAUAUUCUCAAGUUUUCAGUAAGUUUAUAUAAAUUUUCUGCUGUCAUCUGUCCUAUAAACGGGAUUAAUAUGUAAAAACCCUGAUAGGUAUUUAAUAGUCUAUCAUCAAUUGUUCAUUAACCCAUUUAUUAUUUAGUACAUUGAUUCAUGAUUGAAACAACAUUGUAGGUACUGCGAUUACUACGGUUCGCCAAGAGUAAAAAUUUAACUUUAAAAUUUUUUUUACGAGCUUAUUUAAGUAUGUAUUAUGAUUUUAUUACAAAUACGGUAUUAUUUAAUAGAUUUAAAUGUAACAUUAAAUAAUAUAAUUACAGGGAUGGAUAGCUAAUUUUAUCAUAUUGUACUUAAUAUUAAAUUAAAAUAAUUAAUAUAUAAUAAACUGUACAAAUAAACAACAUAAAUUCAGCUAUAGUUUUAUUGCGUUUUUAAGUAGGUACCUACUUUUAUUAUAAAAUCCGCCCUGUAUGAAGGGCGAGGUAUUCGCUCGCUUUGGUUUAACGAAAUUACAUAAAUAACGGUUUUUAGUUGAAAUAAUCUUACUACUUACUUGCUACUACCACUUCUGUAUUACUGCCACAUUACGUAAUAUGAAGAUACUUAUGUCAUUUUGUUGAAAAUACGGUGUUAGAUGUUUGCAUAAACGAAAAUAUGAUGAAAAACGUUGUAGUGACUCAUUUAUUGAAUGAUACAUAAUAACUCUGCUGGUGCAAUACUUUGGUUGUAGACUCUAGCUUACCGACAAAGACUUAUCACCAGGUGACUAAGCAUUUCGGUAUAAUGGCAUAUAGAAACCAUUAGAAGUAUGGGCAGAUUUCUUUUUAAAAUUUCCCGUUACUAUCUUGUGGCAGACGUCCACUGAUCCGCAUCGUACGCAGCGUAUCAAACGCAUUUUAGUAUUAUUUGUAUUGAAAGUCAAACAAGUGCGUCCACUGAU
This is a messenger RNA of Bicyclus anynana (squinting bush brown), 3311 nucleotides long. Its product is annotated as TLR4 interactor with leucine rich repeats. NCBI's taxonomy places the organism in Eukaryota, Metazoa, Arthropoda, Insecta, Lepidoptera, Nymphalidae. The transcript has 2 exons. Gene Ontology annotation, cellular component: extracellular matrix. Bases 777 to 2153 code for a protein of 458 amino acids. The record is from RefSeq and is a predicted model, not a curated record. Gene Ontology annotation, molecular function: protein binding.